Messenger RNA from Ostreococcus tauri, 3762 nucleotides. RefSeq names its product Na+/H+ exchanger, isoforms 7/8. Gene Ontology annotation, cellular component: membrane. Lineage: Eukaryota; Viridiplantae; Chlorophyta; Mamiellophyceae; Mamiellales; Bathycoccaceae. The transcript has a single exon. Gene Ontology annotation, biological process: proton transmembrane transport. The coding region runs from base 1 to 3762 and encodes 1253 amino acids. The record is from RefSeq and is a predicted model, not a curated record. Gene Ontology annotation, molecular function: sodium:proton antiporter activity.
AUGUCGGGCGACGUCGGUGGGAUCAUUGGUAGGGAGCUUCUCGACGCCGCGCCUGCUUCGGCGCCGGUGGCGCACGCGGAACACGAAGAUGGCACGGUGGCGCUGUGGUUUGUCUUCGUCGCCCUGGCGGUGGGAAGCGCGACGCGCACGGCGCUGCAUGGCACGUCGAUUCCGUACACGGUGGUUCUGUUCAUGAUCGGGAUGCUCUGGGCGGUGAUUUACGACAAAACUGACAUCGGGUUGUUGGACACGUCUUUGGCGGCGUGGAAGGGAAUCAAUCCGCAUCUGUUGUUGGCGGUGUUCUUGCCGGCGCUCAUCUUUGAGUCAUCGUUUUCAAUGGAGUGGCACACGCUGAAGAAGGUUCUUCCGAAAGUUCUACUGCUCGCGGGACCCGGGGUAUUGAUAUCGAUGGCUCUCACGGGAUGUUUGAUACGAGCGAUGCCGUUCGGGUUAAGUUGGGGAUUCUGUAUGAUGCUCGGUUCUAUUCUGUCCGCGACGGAUCCAGUCGCCGUCGUCGCUAUUCUUAAGGAAGUCGGCGCGAGUAAGGUUCUGGGACACCUGAUCGAGGGCGAGUCUUUGGUGAAUGACGGUACUGCAAUCGUCGUCUUCAACGUCUUCCUCGCCAUCGCCAGGGGAGAAGAGAAAACGUUUGGAGACGUCAUGAAAGAUUUAAUCACGCAGCCGAUAAUCUCCGCGUUACUCGGUGGCGGAAUCGGAUACGCGUGCUUGUUCUGGCUUAAAAACUCGCGCCAAGAUCACCUAGUUGACAUAACCAUCACACUUUUCGCCGGAUACAUUUCUUUCAUGCUCGCUGAGAAUGUCAUCAAAUGCAGCGGUGUGCUCGCCGUCGUCGUCUUGGGUUGGGUCGUGAGCGCCAAGGGUCGGACGCACUUUAAGGGACACGUCCAGCACUCGAUGCACCAUUUCUGGGAGAUGCUCACCUACGCAGCGAAUACGAUCGUAUUCAUUUUGGCGGGAUUUUUAAUCGUCGCAGACAUUCUCGUCGGUGAGCUCGAAAUUAAGUGGUCAGACUUGGGCUGGGGCGUGUUGCUCUACAUGGCCCUCAACGUGGUUCGUCUCAUCACCACGGCGAUGCUUUAUCCGUUCAUGAACAUGUUCAAGGCACAUAAGCUCACGGUCCGAGAGACGGCAAUUGCCGUGUGGGCUGGUCUACGCGGUGCCGUCGGAUUGGCGCUCGCGCUCGUCGUGGUUGAAGACGACACACACUUCAGUGCUCGACAACGCGGACUCACGCUUGCACUCGUUUCCUGCGAGGUGUGCGGAACGCUCUUCAUCAACGCAACAACGUCGGCUACGAUGCUUCGCCUCGUCGGAUUACUAACCCCGGGGUUGAGCCACGAUAGGGCGCUCGCGGCUGCGCGUAAAGCGAUUCAUGAACGCGCGUUACAGCACUAUGACGAGCAGCUUGAACAAACGGGGGCGCAGUAUCUCGGCGCACCAGAUUUCACCGCGGUGAAGCAGCUCGUGCCUUUCCUCCGACAGCAAAUAGGGGAAGAGACUGAGAUCGAGUUCAAGAUGGAAAUAGCAAAGAUGGAUGCUCAGCUCAUGGCGGAGAUGCGGUGCAGGUUUCUCCACGGUCUGACGACAGAAAUCUGGAAAAUGCUCGAGGAUGACCUCAUCGACUCAAUGGUUGCGUCUGCUUUACUCAUCGCGAUCGAGCGAGCGCGCGAUAAAGCUUCGAGCAUGAGCUUAUGUGAUCUUAUAGAGUUCAACAAGUUCAUGAAGAUGAAUCGCGUGAAACUGCGCGUUGUGAAGUGGUUUGAUCGUAGCAAAUUUAGGAAAAAGAUUCUGGACGCACUGCGAUAUCUCAAGUUGAUUGACCAAGCGUGGAUGGCUACCAGGCGACAAAUGCAGGGGCUUCACGCUAUUAUCAGCGCCCACCGAUUAACGUCGGAACAGUUCAAGGCGUUACUAGGGGAAAACGCGCAAAAAAAAGAGGAUGAAGCGUUUUCUGAAGAGGCGAAGAUAGGGAGCCAAGAAACACCGUCUAUCGCUGUGCUCGCGCGUGAAUUCACCAUCAAGAAAGCGAUCGAGCAACCGAACGCAAACUUGACAAACGAGACAUCGCUCAAGUCAAAUCACGUGCGAGAUGUCCUCGAAGAGUCGAACAUCGAGGUCGCUCAGGCGGUAGAGAUGUUGAAAGAGAUGCAACUCUCGCACAACGCCGUGGCGCGUUCGCUGAGAUCUGAAGCGCUCGCGCGAGAAAUUCUAGAAGUGACGAUGAUAGAAACAAAGUUGCUCACGCACACAGGAUUGCUGGAUGAAUCGGAGGGGUCCAUGUUGCAGGCUGAACACGACGCGUACCUCCGUCGGAUCAUCAGGCAUCCGCUUCCACCAUCAAGAACGUCUCCUGGUCGCAUACUCGCCGCUGUGCCAUUGUUUGACUUUACUCAGCGCGUGGGCAUCAAGUCUAGAGAACUGCGCAAAAAAUAUCUCCGUGAAACGGAUGUGCUUGAAUUUAAGCCUGGAGACGUUAUUCUCGAUCCAAGUGAAAGGCUGCAUGACGGUAUCUUGGUGGUGGGCAACGGCGUUGUGUGUCUGUCAGAUUCGAACAACCCAGAAAACUGCAUAACGAUGGGAUGUAAAUCUCAUCCAUUCGCAUGGGCGCUCGCUCUGUACGAGUGUCUCGCCAACUGGCACCACGUUGGCGAAGAACCGCUUCGCAGUGGUCUUCGGGCGGUCGCCCAGGCCAACAUGUAUGGUUUCAUCGUUCCGAAGUCUCUGUUGGACAGCCUGCACGCUGAUCUGCGUGAGUCGGAAACGCUUGAGUACAUGUGGCGAACCGUUGUAGGCGUGUUCGCGGAGACGAUCUUCGUCAAAGGUCUUCACGAUACCCUUCCGGGUGUUACUCCUGCGAGCAUUGUUCGUGCGGGUAAGCUCAUCAAGGUCUCUAAAGGGACUAAACUUGAGCACCACGAGCGUCAGGUCGUCAUCUUACUCGAGGGGAAGCUCUACAACGAGUCCGUGGGAGAAGUCAUGGCGCCUUGCGUCAUGACUUUCAAAAAAUGUGAUAUGCGUGGUGCGACGAAGGGCGCGAACGAGUUGGAGCAUAAGCUUGAGUCGCGUCUCGGAGCUCUCAAGUUUGGAAAGAAUGGUCUCGUUCGCGGAUCAUCGUCGAACCUCAUGGCUCUCUCUACUAUUCAAGAGACUCAAUCGGCUCGGUCUAUUUCAGGCACCGAAAAGCCCGCGACGGAUGACGAUGUGAUUUGUGGAUUCGAAAGUAUGACCGAUUUGCUCCUUUUUGUCGUCCCUUCGAAGGACAAGUUCAUUGAAAGAUCCCAGAUGGGGGCGUUCAAGAGGACGAGUGCCACGUCGGCGAAGAAGGAGGCGUUCCUCAGAACUCUCACGAAAAAUAUGCAUUCGAGCACGGUCAGUCCGGCAACGAGGAGGAGCGAACGCGAGAAACGAGAGCAUAAUUUGGACGACUCCGCGGGGUUAUCCAAGGCUCUCGAGUUUGACAUCGAGAGCGGCACAGAGUCUAAAUCGACGCAGAGGCGCUUCUCCAUGCAACUCGAGCGUCGGACCGCCACAACGGACGAUCUCGCAGCUGAAGAUCCGCGAACGCAGCUCACCUCCGAUUCGAUCCCAUCGAUGACAAGUGAAGAUGCGAAUCAAGCGACGAUCGCGAGCGAUGAUAUCGGUCCGCUCCGAGGGGGAUGGGACGGUUCGUCCGCGCUCGGUGCUCGAGCGCUCUCGUCUCGCGACUACGAUGACCCAUCCACCCAACACACCAUCUCAUGA